Molecule: messenger RNA, 549 nt
Organism: Closterium sp. Naga37s-1
Lineage: Eukaryota; Viridiplantae; Streptophyta; Zygnematophyceae; Desmidiales; Closteriaceae
Source: the annotation of a GenBank genome assembly
AUGCCCGGCAUACCAGUCAAGAAGCUGCUGGGAAGUGGGGGUCUGGCGCUGACGCUGCUGCUGCUGCUGCUGCUGCUGCGGCUGCUGCUGGCCCUGACCUCCACUGCCACCACCGCUCCCUCCUCCCCCACCGCCGCUGCUGCCACCUCCACCGCUCCCAGUGCCUCCGCUGCCCCCACCACCACCUCCACCACCUCCACCCCCACGACCGCCUCCACCACCUCCACCUCUCCCGCCGCCACCUCCACCGCCACCUCCACCGCCACCCCCACCUCCCCUGCCACCCUUGCCGCCCCUGCCGCUGCGACGCUUCCCACUAGGAGCGGAAGCAGCCCCGACCUCCUCAGCACCAAGGUAGUCGUGAGCAGCAGCUGCGGACGCGUAGGAGGGGGUGAGAGGGGAGGGGGAGCACCCCUCAAAGAGGGGAGAGCGAGGAGUGCCACGAGCAGCACCUACAGCGAGGAUGUUCUUCUCUGCUGCAAGGAGGUGCUUCUCGAAGUCGUCGACAGAGCAUCGGCAGCAGGAGCAACGGCAGUGCCAGACACGUAA